Messenger RNA from Camelus dromedarius (Arabian camel), 3802 nucleotides. It is a transcript of the gene KRT80, whose product is annotated as keratin 80. Lineage: Eukaryota; Metazoa; Chordata; Mammalia; Artiodactyla; Camelidae. The transcript has 8 exons. Gene Ontology annotation, biological process: intermediate filament organization; keratinization. Bases 167 to 1948 code for a protein of 593 amino acids. The record is from RefSeq and is a predicted model, not a curated record. Gene Ontology annotation, cellular component: keratin filament. Gene Ontology annotation, molecular function: structural constituent of skin epidermis.
AGCACCCUCUCCCUGGAGCCAGACCUGCCUUGGUUGGGGGGCCUGUGAGCAGCCCCCUCAGCAAGGCAGAUCUCAGCCCUGGGAGGAGAUGGGUGCGUGGUGCCGGGGGAGGGGCGGGAGCCACAUCAUCUAACAGGUUGGUCGGGCUGCGAGGCGUCCCGCCCUCAUGCAGCUAAUGAGCACUGUGCGACAGGUGUCUGCUCCUCAGUCCCCAGCCUGCCCUGCCUGCAACCGGAGCCUGCCGCCGCCACCCCUCAGAGGCUUGCUCCCCCGUCCCUGCGCUCUGCCGGCCCCGGGGCCCCAGGGGGCUGCGAUGGCCUGCCGCUCCUGCGUCAUCGGCUCCAGCAGCCUCAGCAGCUGUGAGGUGACUUCCUCAGGUGGCUCCUGGCCUGGGACUGCGGCAUGGGGCAGCUGCGGGGGCCCCGGGCCGAGCUUCAGCUCCCGCAGCCUCACAGGCUGCUGGACAGCUGGCACCAUCCCCAAGGUGACCAUGAAUCCCAGCCUGCUGGAACCUCUGGACCUCAAGGUGGACCCAGCCAUUCAGCAGCAGAAGAACCAGGAGAAGGAGGAAAUGAAGGUCCUCAAUGAUAAAUUCGCCUCCCUGAUUAGCAAGGUUCAAGCCCUGGAGCAGCGCAACCAGCUGCUGGAGACCCGCUGGCGCUUCCUGCAGAGCCAGGACUCGGCUGCCUUUGACCUUGGGCACCUCUACAAAGAGUACCAGGGCCGGCUGCAGGACGAACAGCGCAAACUCAGCCAGGAGCGGGGCCAGCUGGAGGCCAACCUGCUGCAGGUGCUCCAGAAGGUGGAGGAGUCUCGGAUCAGGUAUGAGGAGGAGAUCGCCAAGCGCACAGACAUGGAGUUCACCUUUGUGCAGCUGAAGAAGGUAACCUGCUCAGCCUGCCCCAGGGCCUCCUUCCUCAUGGACUUUCUGCCCUCUUUCCCUCAGGAUCCCCAAGCAAAACCCCCAGAGGCCGAGUCCCAGAGCCAUAGGCAGAGAGAUACGUGCCUGUCCCCACCCUGCUCCUUCUCCCAAGCUCUGAGCCAGGCCUCCUCUAGGAAUCGCCCCCGUCUCAUCCAGGAAGCAAAGUUCCCCCACCCCACCCCUGCCUGGGACCCCUGCACUCCUGCUCCCAUCCCUCACCCCUGCUUUCACACCCAGGACCUGGACACAGAGUGUCUACGACGAACCGAACUGGAGACCAAGUUAAAAGGCCUGCAGAGCUUUGUGGAACUGAUGAAAACCAUCUAUGAGCAGGAGCUGAAGGACCUGACAGCCCAAGUGAAGGAUGUGUCGGUGACCGUGGGCAUGGACAGCUGCUGCCGCAUUGACCUGAGCGGCAUCGUGGAAGAGGUCAAGGCCCAAUAUGAUGCCAUCGCGGCUCGCAGCCUGGAAGAGGCCGAGGCGUACUCUCGGAGCCAGCUGGAGGAGCGGGCCGCCUGCUCAGCAGAGUUUGCCAGCAGCCUCCAGAGCAUCCGCAGCGAGAUCGCUGACCUCAAUGUGCGCAUCCAGAAGCUCCGAUCCCAGAUCCUGUCCAUCAAGAGCCACUGCCUGAAACUGGAGGAGAACAUCAAGGCAGCCGAGGAGCAGGGGGAGCUGGCCUUCCAGGACGCCAAGGCCAAGCUGGUCCAGCUGGAGGAGGCCCUGCAGAAGGCCAAGCAGGACAUGGCGCGGCAGCUGCGCGAGUACCAGGAGCUGAUGAACACCAAGCUGGCCCUGGACAUCGAGAUCGCCACCUACCGCAAGCUGGUGGAGGGCGAGGAGAGCCGGAUGGACCUGCCCUCAGCCACCGUGGUCAGUGCUGUGCAGUCCAGAUCUAGAACCGCUGCCUCCAAGUCCCGCCUCUCGAGAGCCCCCUCCCGGAAAAAGAAGAACAGCAAAGGCCCUGUGAUCAAAAUCACCGAAAUGUCAGAGAAAUUCCUCUCGCAGGAGUCAGAGGUCUCAGAGUAAGGCCGCUAUUGGGACCCCAGGAGCCCCAGGUCACUCCCCUGCAGCAAGAGGAACUUAAGCUAGACUCUAGAAAGCAGCUUGGAGCCUCUAGGUUGAGAAGGGAAGCAAACCUGAUCCUGAACUGAGAAGAGGAGGGUUCAAAAGAGUGACUGCUGUUUUGUGGGUCACCAGGAAUGGGACAGGACUGUCACCAGUUAUUCAGAGUCACUGGGCUCCACAUUGAUAUCUCAGUUCCAGCUUCCAAACUCUGGCCAGAGGUUUUCCUGACUGGGUCAGUUUUGCCUUCACCUCCUUGCUCCUCUGAGGCUCCUCCUCCAACAGAGGGCUCUGACCAAGAUCCCUUUGACCCUUUGCCCAACCCUUGCCCUAAACUCACAUCUCAAGCCUUGCCUUGCCUCUGCCUCGGAACCGAGGUGGGUGCCCUCGCUCACCCAACCCCUGCCAGCCACAGGCCAGGGGCUAAUGGGGACUGUUUGGGAAUCCUCCUGUAUCUGGAGUUCCUGGGGAGGCUGGGUGCUGAGGACCCCUGGCUUUCCUGCACCACCUAGGCUCCCCAGAGACCUGACAGUAUUAGGGAGAGAGAGAAGGCGGCUCCCUGGGUAUUUGGAGCCUGAGCCCGGACCUCUGUGAUCAGCCCAGAAAUCUGUGCUCCUUCCCUCCUCCUGUGGGUCCCUCCUAGCAGGUCACAAUCAGAAUUGGACAGGCUGCCCAGCCAGCCCCCAGCACCUUCCCUAGAAGCUAUUCUUGCCAUGACAAACUGCCGAGGGUGGGGGUAGGGGACAGAAGAGUAGCCAGAUGGCAGCCUGAGACCAGACAGAAGAAUUGGAUCCCUCUUUCUCCUCCCUGCCAUCCUGGGGUUCACCUCCCUGACUGGGAUCUGAGCUCUCUGCCCCCUGCCCAGGUGUUACUCAGCCUGAAACCUAGCUUGGGUGCACCUCGCCCUGAAGACCCUUAGCCCACCCCUUCCAUGAAACCCCAGGUCCAUUUCCUGUGAAUCCCACUCCUUAAGGUCUCUGUUCUCUCCAUCAAGCUAAGCAGCCUGGCCUCUCCUACGCUCUGCACCCACACCUGUGGGUUAGAGCUCCUUCUCUUCCACCCCCUCUGCCCCUCCUCCCUCUAUGCCCAUCCCCUGCCACUACCGGGGCCAUGAAGAAGGCACUGUCCACUCGGGUCUGGGAGCCUCUGAGCCCUUGAGGUCAGGCUGAGGGGCCCCAAUAACAGCCAAAGAGAAAUCUGCUGCCAACAAGAAGAUCUGGGGCUGGGAGGAAGGCUCCUCUUCCCUCCUCUGGGCUCUCGCCUCCAGGGCUUGCAGGGGGAUCCUGGCAGCUUCAGCCUCCCACUCCGGACGCCACCUGCUCUCCUUCCCUCUCCCCUCCCUACCUGCCCCUUGCCUCACCUCCUCUUCGAGCCCCAGUCUUUGAUUCAUUCAUCUCAUUUUCCAGGAUAGAGUGGCCCAAGGCCUCGGCCCUUCCUUGGCCUCAAGGUCCUCCAGGCCUAUGGUGGGCGCCGAAGGGCUACUGACUCUCAGACUGGAGGGAACUCACAUAUACUCAUCCCUCAAGUCCCAAAAGGGUGCUGCUUGCAGCUUUUUUCUCCGCCUAUUUAUUGGUUUCCAAGGGAGCAAAUCCUCAGUGGGGGUACAAGAUAUAAAAAGUUUAUAUAUUAUUUUUUCAUAACUUAUGUGGCUUUUAACUUAUUGCUUCCCUUCCUGUUUCUGCAUAAUCAGUGCUAUGUAUUAUACUAUCUGGAUAGACCACACAUACCCCAGCCACCCCACCCAACUGGCUGACUGUCUUGGGGCAGUGCCCCCUUUUCCCUGCCCAAGGAUGAAUAAAGUGCAGAGAUUUAUCCAUG